AUAUAGAUGAUAGAAGCUUUUCGGGAGCGAAACCGUUCAACAAGAAAAUUUUCUUACCGAUUCUGUUAUACCGUUUACAUUCCUUUCUCUUCUCAUUCUCUAAAUCGAUCUCUCACCAAAGCUAUGACUUCCGAAGCAGAGCCUGCCGGUGAGGCUGCCAAACCUAGUACUCCCCGGCUUCUCAACAUCUCGAAGUCUCUCAUCGCCGGUGGAGUCGCCGGAGGAGUGUCACGAACUGCUGUAGCUCCUCUGGAGAGAUUGAAAAUUCUGCAGCAGGUUCAAAAUCGUCAAAAUAUAAAAUACAACGGAACAGUUCAGGGAUUAAAAUACAUAUGGAAAACUGAGGGUUUCAGAGGAUUGUUUAAAGGAAACGGAACUAACUGUGCUCGUAUUGUCCCAAAUUCAGCAGUAAAGUUCUUUAGCUAUGAGCAAGCUUCGACGGGUAUUUUAUGGCUCUAUAAGCAGCAACCUGGAAAUGAAGAAGCUCAGCUCACUCCCAUUCUGCUGCGUCUUGGAGCUGGAGCUUGUGCGGGAAUCAUUGCCAUGUCUGCCACUUAUCCAAUGGACAUGGUGCGAGGAAGACUAACCGUCCAGACAGAAGCAUCUCCACGUCAAUACAGGGGAAUUUACCAUGCUCUUUCAACAGUCUUCAGGGAAGAAGGCCCUCGAGCUUUGUAUAAAGGCUGGCUACCUUCAGUUAUAGGAGUUGUACCAUAUGUGGGUCUUAAUUUUUCUGUAUACGAGUCUCUGAAAGACGGGUUGAUCCGAUCUAAACCAUUUGGAAUAGCUCAAGACUCUGAGUUAAGUGUGACAACAAGGCUUGCAUGUGGGGCUGCUGCUGGAACGGUUGGCCAAACUGUGGCUUACCCCCUUGAUGUCAUUCGCCGAAGAAUGCAAAUGGUGGGAUGGAAAGAUGCUGCACCAGUAGUUGCUGGUGAGGGGAAGAACAUAAUGGAGUAUACUGGCAUGGUUGAUGCAUUCAGGAAAACGGUGCAUCACGAAGGAGUUGGAGCAUUAUACAAGGGCUUAAUUCCCAAUUCAGUGAAGGUGGUUCCUUCCAUAGCUAUUGCUUUUGUGACAUACGAGAUGGUCAAGGACAUUCUUGGAGUAGAAAUGAGAAUUUCUGACUGAAAAAUUACCAACUUGUUCUAGACAUUUACUCGAAUUUGUCAUUUCAUUUUCUGAAAAAUAGAUUUGAAGAUUGAAUUGUAGAAAACUAGCAUUAUGUCGUGUACAUAUCCAUAUAUCAUUUUUUUUCUCAUCAUA
Vigna unguiculata (cowpea) is the source of this 1266-nucleotide messenger RNA. Its product is annotated as mitochondrial adenine nucleotide transporter ADNT1-like. Gene Ontology annotation, biological process: transmembrane transport. Lineage: Eukaryota; Viridiplantae; Streptophyta; Magnoliopsida; Fabales; Fabaceae. The record is from RefSeq and is a predicted model, not a curated record.